Molecule: messenger RNA, 2267 nt
Organism: Dicentrarchus labrax (European seabass)
Lineage: Eukaryota; Metazoa; Chordata; Actinopteri; Moronidae
Gene: rcor1
Product: REST corepressor 1
Exons: 13
Coding region: 466-1842 (458 amino acids)
Biological process (GO): negative regulation of DNA-templated transcription; regulation of transcription by RNA polymerase II
Cellular component (GO): histone deacetylase complex; transcription regulator complex
Molecular function (GO): transcription corepressor activity
Source: RefSeq, a predicted model, not a curated record
ACACACACACACACACACACACACACACACACUUCCUCUGUGAUCGAUCAGCCUCAGUGGGUCUGCUCUCUGAUCAGCUGUCCUUCAGUCUCUAUCGAUCUGUAAUCGAUACUUCCGGCUGUAUUGGUGUCUGUGGUCCGUCUGUCGGUGCCGGUCUGGUUGGAUCUGGUUUGUUCUGGAUCCGGACUAACUUUUGGGACUCGGUUUGGAGCCUCGGUCUCUCUGGAGCUGUUAGCAUCUCUCUGCUGGAGCUCAUUGAUCUCCUGACCCAGUUUCUGGUCGAUUAUCGAUCAGUUCCCGCUCGGAGACGGACCCGGCCGCUGCUCUCCGGACCGGACAUUAGCUUUAGCUCCGAGGCUCGUUAGCCGGCUCGGUUCUGUUAGCACUGUAGCUAGGCUAACUGACGUGCUAACUGUUAGCCUGAGUUAGCAGCUAGCGGUUAGCCCGAGCUGCUCCGUCCUCGUCAUGCCGGCGAUGCUGGAGAGGAACCCGGAGGCUCCGGGGAAGCGGAGGGGCCGAGCCCCGGCGGGCAGCGGGCCCGGGGCGGCGGCGAACCCCGGCGGGAAGAGUCUGUCCGGUAAUGGAACCAGCUGCUGGGAAGAAGGAAGUUCAGGCUCCAGCAGCGACGAGGAGCAUGGUGGAGGAGGGAUGCGGGUCGGACCGCAGUACCAGGCCGUGGUUCCGGACUUUGACCCGGAAGUCGCCAAAGCUGCUCAGCUCAGAGAAAACCUCGGGAUGUUGGUUUGGAUCCCCAGCAGCUGUCUGAACCAGACUCAGUUGGACGAGUACAUCGCUAUCGCCAAAGAGAAACACGGCUACAACAUGGAGCAGGCUCUGGGGAUGCUCUUCUGGCACAAACACAACGUUGAGAAAUCUCUGGCCGACCUUCCGAACUUCACUCCGUUUCCUGACGAGUGGACGGUGGAGGACCGAGUUCUGUUCGAACAGGCCUUCAGUUUCCACGGGAAGAGCUUCCACCGCAUCCAGCAGAUGUUACCUGAUAAGUCGAUGGCCAGUCUGGUUCGGUUUUAUUACUCCUGGAAGAAAAGUCGCAGUAAAACAAGUCUGAUGGACAGACAGACACGAAAACACAAGAGAGAGAGAGACAGUGACGAUGAAGUUGAAGAGGGAAACGUGAAUCCUCCCAGUGACUCAGAGUUUGAGCCAAAUAAAGACGACAAGAAGGAGGUGAGUUCUGGAUCAGAGAGGUCAGAGGUCAAACCAGCUGCGGGACUGAAGACAGGCAGUAAGGCGUCCCAGCGGCUGAAGAAGCGUCCUCCCAGAGGAAUGUUUCUGAAUCAGGAGGACGUCGUCUCGCUCUCGUCUUCGUCUCCUCAGGGAUUCAUCAGACAGCUGGACUGUCAGCUGGUGUCCAUCAAGAGACAGAUUCAGACCAUCAAACAGUCAAACAGCUGCCUGAAGGAGAAAAUCAGUACAGGGGUCGAGGAGUUCAGACAACCCGAGGUGAAUCAGAAGUUUAACACUCGUUGGACCACAGAGGAGCAGCUGCUCGCUGUACAAGCCAUCAGGAAGUAUGGGCGGGACUUCCAGGCAAUCUCAGAUGUGAUUGGUAACAAGUCGGUGGUUCAGGUGAAGAACUUCCUGGUGAACUACAGACGGAGGUUUAACCUGGACGAAGUUCUUCAAGAGUGGGAGGCUGAGCACGGGAUGGAGGGGGGAGACAGGGGUGGAGGAGAGGAGGACAAGAUGGACGACAAGAUGGAGGACAAGAUGGAGGACAAGAUGGAGGUGUGUCCUGCUGAGGAGGAGGAGGCCACUGCUAAGGAGACAAAGGAGGACUCAUCCUCUCCGGCAGACUCCCAGAAGCCUCAGGCCUCCUGAGACCCUCUGACCUCUGACCCCGCCCCUCUGGUUUUAUGACGUCAUCGUGUGUUUUAUGUUAUUUUAUUUCUCAGUUUAUCAGUUAGUCAAUAUGUUGGACUUUUUAUUGAUCAGGUGUGAGGUUUGUGUCUCGUCACCGCUCCCUCUGGACCAAUCACAAGUCAGACCUGACCUGUCAAAGUGUAUGGGACCUCUUUUUUGAAUAAUGUUUUUAAUCUGUUUAUUAUUUCUCCUUCUUUCUUCCUGUGUGUGUGUGUGGGUGGAGGUGGUUGGGGGGGGGGGUUACUGAAGCAGCCAUGUUGGAUGAUGUCACUCAGGUUGGAGGCAUGUCCUGAUGAUGUCAUCCUGUUUUGGGAUUUUAGGAUCUUUUAGGGGAGUGUCAAUAAAACCAAAGUUCAUCAAUAAAUGAAUUUCUUCUCUUUUGA